Messenger RNA from Gongylonema pulchrum, 597 nucleotides. The record is from the annotation of a GenBank genome assembly. Lineage: Eukaryota; Metazoa; Nematoda; Chromadorea; Rhabditida; Gongylonematidae.
UUUGGCAAAAUUACGGAGUUGGCAGCGUUUAGCGAGAAGUUGCAGUCUACCACUGGUUAUGCGUGCUUAAUCAGGUUCGAUAACAAGGAGGCGGCACAGCGUGCCUUUGCAAGUGCCGAAGAAAAUGGUGCUUAUAAAGUGGAGCCUCGCCUUGGACGCAGAUUGCUUGGGAAAGCGUAUCGUACACGGCCAUGUGCCCUUCGAUUAUUGAUCAAGUGGUGGCGAAGGCCGAGCCUCUGUAUCGGACAAAUCAAGUGUUUUGAUGAACAACUCAAAUUUCAGUUGAAAACAAAUGACCCGGAACGAAGAGUGGAUGCAUUUCACGUACUUUCGGAACAUUUCUCCUCUUUCACACCAUCCAUGGCAUCCAGUCAUUACACGAAUCGAGAUGCGAGCGCCGAGAACGACGAACUUUCAAAGAUAACUCUGCGUUCAUUACCAAUGGAUAUGCAGGGGCACCAGCUACGGGCGAUGAUUGAGCCGGUGCUGCGAUCUUACAACAUUGAAUUUGACGAAAUUUACGUCAUUCGAAAGAAGGCCUACCCAAUUGAAAGUGAACUGUAUGUUACAUCACGGCUUGUAAUUUUCUUUUUUUGA